ACACCAGUGCCACUUGGAAGAAGCCAUCUACCGAGCCUGAAGAUGAAAACCCCUGAGGGCCUUUGAAAUUGAAUAGUCCAAGGUUCAAAUUCCAGCUCGGCCAUUACUUGCUUUGACAAAGGAAGAUGGAUGGCAAUGAUACGUUUCCCCAGUUCAGCCACGAUGUGCUUUCCACAUCUCAUUCUCUGUUUACAAUGAAUAUCAAGGGGAACGAUGAAGAACCCACCACCAGUUAUGACUAUGAUUACAGUGAGCCCUGCCAAAAGACCAAUGUGGGACAAAUUGAAGCCCGGCUUCUGCCCCCGCUCUACUCGCUGGUGUUCAUCUUUGGUUUUGUGGGCAACUUGCUGGUCGUCCUCAUCCUGAUCAACUGCAAAAAGCUGAAAAGCAUGACUGACAUCUACCUGCUCAACUUGGCCAUCUCUGACCUGCUGUUCCUCCUCACCAUCCCAUUCUGGGCUCACUAUGCUGCAGACCAGUGGGUCUUUGGGAACGUGAUGUGUAAAUUUUUCACAGGGCUGUAUCACAUUGGUUAUUUUGGUGGAAUCUUCUUCAUCAUCCUCUUGACAAUCGAUAGGUACCUGGCUAUUGUCCAUGCUGUGUUUGCUUUAAAAGCCAGGACGGUCACCUUUGGGGUGGUGACAAGUGGGGUCACCUGGGUGGUGGCUGUGUUCGCCUCUCUCCCAGGAAUCAUCUUUAUCAAAUCCCAAGAAGAACAUUCUGGUUAUGCCUGCGCCCCUUAUUUUCCACUAGGCUGGAAGAAUUUCCAUACAAUAAUGAGAAGCAUCUUGGGCCUGGUGCUGCCACUGCUUGUCAUGAUCGUCUGCUACUCGGGAAUCCUAAAAACCCUGCUUCGGUGUCGCAACGAGAAGAAGAAGCACAAGGCUGUGAGGCUCAUCUUCGUGAUCAUGAUUGUCUACUUUCUCUUCUGGGCUCCCUACAACAUCGUCCUUCUCCUAAGCACCUUUCAGGUAUUCUUUGGCCUGAGUAACUGUAAGAACAGCAGUCAGCUGGACCAAGCAAUGCAGGUGACCGAGACCCUGGGGCUGACGCACUGCUGCAUCAACCCCAUCAUCUACGCCUUCGUCGGGGAGAAGUUCAGAAGGUAUCUCUCUGUGUUUUUCCGAAAGCACAUUGCCAAACACCUCUGCAAACAAUGCCCAGUUUUCUACGGGGAGACAGGAGAUCGAGUGAGUUCAACAUACACCCCUUCCACUGGGGAGCAGGAAGUCUCGGCUGUUUUGUAGAGGAGUAGCAGUUCGCUUGUUAUUUUCAAAGGGAGAUAGCAAGCUAUAUAUGAUGAUAAGCCUCCAGGGUUUGUUGAAGAAUAGAGGACUCUAAGUCUCUAAAACAAGUGCCCAGGAACCUCAGGGUUGUGUGAACCAAGACAGACUUGUGUCAUUCCUUGUAGAGCCAACAUGUGCUCAGGGAAUAUUCCAGAACAACUGUGGGCAGAGACCUGGACUCUCCAACAAGCUCAUCGCAGUUCCUGGAAAUUGUCACUUUGCCUUGUGCUUUUGCUCUUUCCCCCCUCGUCACCACUUUGCUCACUCUGAUUCUAUCAAUCUCUUUAAUCAGCUGGAGGUGGGGAAGAGAACGAGACAGGCACAGGUGAAUGGAACAAGGGGGAGUGGGGUCAGGACCAAGGAGAAGGAGAAGAAAGUGUCAACAAGGCUGAGCCUGGACGAGGAUGCAGGUAAGGGCUUCGCUCUCCCUUAGUGCCAUCUCCUACUGUAUUUAACUUUGGAGGCUUCCCCAGCUCAUGGAGAGCUUAGGAACUGUAAGAACUUUCUGGAAGCUUUGGUUGGGUCCAUGAUCCCCCUUCUGCUAAGUGCAUGACACAUUUCUGCUUUAUUAUGGUUUAGCUAUGACAACCACGCACCCUACAUUUUAAAUCUAUUCAGUAUCUUGCCCCAUUGUUCAUAUGCUUCUUAGGCCUCAUUCCCCUAUACAGAAAUUUACUAAAGGACUUC
Balaenoptera musculus (blue whale) is the source of this 1973-nucleotide messenger RNA. RefSeq names its product C-C motif chemokine receptor 2 (gene CCR2). The transcript has 3 exons. Gene Ontology annotation, cellular component: membrane; cytoplasm. Gene Ontology annotation, biological process: inflammatory response; immune response; chemotaxis. The record is from RefSeq and is a predicted model, not a curated record. Lineage: Eukaryota; Metazoa; Chordata; Mammalia; Artiodactyla; Balaenopteridae. The coding region runs from base 126 to 1247 and encodes 373 amino acids. Gene Ontology annotation, molecular function: C-C chemokine receptor activity.